Molecule: messenger RNA, 4532 nt
Organism: Oncorhynchus gorbuscha (pink salmon)
Lineage: Eukaryota; Metazoa; Chordata; Actinopteri; Salmoniformes; Salmonidae
Product: sorbin and SH3 domain-containing protein 1-like
Exons: 26
Coding region: 244-4035 (1263 amino acids)
Biological process (GO): cell-substrate adhesion
Cellular component (GO): nucleus; cell-substrate junction; cytoplasm
Molecular function (GO): protein binding
Source: RefSeq, a predicted model, not a curated record
GUUGCGAACCGUGUCGAGGAGAUUGGUGGGUGUGUGUGCCUGUGUGAUCGCUGUGGCGACUGUACAUUGUAGCAGAGACCUCACUGCCGCGUGUGGCAGCGAUAUUGGUAAGGAACACUGGAUUGCCACUCUACAAAGGGCUGUCCAACAGAGGGCAGUGUGAGAUUUGACCAGUCCCACGCUCCUCCGGUCCCCUCAGGUCCUCGCUGUGUGUCUGCCGUCAGAAUCACCCCUCUGACAAGCAUGAAAGGCUCUCCCGAUCUGAUUCCGUCUGCAGAGCUGGACCCUACAAGGGUGUGUAAAGGGAAGGGGGUCGUGACUCUGAGGGCCACUCUGGUCCACAUAGACGACGAGGACUGCGUCAGUGAAGAAUCAAAUGUUGACACAGCGCCAAGUGGUUGGAUCGGCCAGAUCAAUGGAGACAGCGCUCAAACGGGAUUUGCUGAUGGAGGCUUCCACGACAUCACAGCUGAUUUACCUACAGUCAACAGAACUCAAGCCCAGGGAAGUUCACCUGUGAACACAGAAGAACCCCAGCUUCCUGCCUCUUUUGACAUUCAGAACUAUAUUUCGUCGACAAAGGCCACCUCUGCCUACCCAUCCACCGCUGGCACUGUCAACCCAACCGUAGUUCUGCUACAACACAACAGAGACCCCACCCCAGAGAGGGACAAAUCGCCUGAUCCAGGACCUGUAGUUGGAACAGAGAGAGAACUGAGCCAACACCCAGAUAUGGAUGGCAAGAGGAUGAGGUACUCUCAAUCCCAUAUCUUGGGCCCACUGAACCAGCCCAUCGUGCCAGUACGGAACACAGAUAAGUCAAAGGACUGGUACAAGAACAUGUUUAAACAGAUACACAGAAUUCCAGAACCUGUUGAGGAAAACCCAUAUCGCCCCACCUACAUAUUCCCUGAAUCCUAUGAUCCUAGGCAGAUGAAAACAACAGAUGAUGGUCACUCCCCCUAUGGUUAUGUGGAAGAAGUGAAAGCGGUCCCACGAUCAAAAAGUGCCGCUGAAGUUGACCAUAGGUCGUCUAUGCCUGUGCCAACACGGUCCUCUUCCCUCAAACCUGCCAAAAGGAACGACUGGGAGCCCCCUGACAAAAAGGUAGACACCAGGAAGUACCGUGCCGAGCCCAAGAGCAUCUUCGAGUACGAGCCGGGAAAAUCGUCGGUGAUGAAACUGGAGAGAAAGACUCCGCACACUAGUCCAGAAGAUGUAGAUUUAGAGAAUGAGCCUUGGUAUAGAUUCUUUUCAGAGAUGGACUUUGAUAAAGCGAGUGCCCCCUCUUUCAGCCCUCUGGAAACACCCUCCGACCUACAGAAGUACUCCGGGUGUAAGGCCGGACACAGCGAGGUGGAGAAGGACGAAGGCUCGUCUGGCAGCGAGCCAGCGGCUCCAGAAUGCGACCGCUAUGUUUACAAGAGCAUCCUGGAGGGCGGGGAUAUUCCCUUGCAAGGUCUGCGGGCCCUCAACAAGCGCCAUGCAAGCACCUCCUCUAAAGUGGAUUAUCAAGGUGGGAAUGGCUAUAUCAUUUCCCCCUGCUCUUCUGUAAAUAGUCGAUCAGUUCUUGCCAGUAAUGCCCUAGGUUACCAGUGUAAGAAUAAGAAGCCCUUAUCUGCCGCCAAAGGCUGCAUACCCCAAAUCCUCCCCUCUAAGUUCAAACCUAAGCUGAUGGCCCCUGGUGGUGACAGCCAGGACAGGAGGACUGUGCCUGCCAAGCACCCAAAGGCACACAGCUGUGAGGAUAUAUACACAGGGAGCACAGGAGCAGAGGCCCGGGAGAGCGGACUACACUCAAACACAGACUCAGACUCCAAUGAUCUCCCUCUUGACUCUGAGACUGGUUUUCAAAAUGGCAACCCUGAGACUAGAAGGAGCACAGCCGAGUUCUCCACCCUAUACCGGAACAUGCACAGCAUCCAGAGGCCUUCCUACUCGGUGGGCUCCAGCCCCCACGGGAGUGUCCGAAGCCUGACCUCCCUGUUUGAAAAGGUGGGGAUCAAUGAAACUGAUGGGGAGGGGCACGAGGCAGGGGGGAACAUUCCCCGGCGGGACGCUGUGUUGUCAAGGGUGUCGGCGUUUGAACUGAUCAUCCAGCGCUCCAGCUCGACUCCCACACGCUCCUCCUCCAUGCCAACGCUACCCACUGGCCCCACCCACAACCACGGCGCCGCCAACCUCUUCAUGGUGUCUGCCGUCUCAGCUGAGUUGCUGCUGGUCACUGACCCUGGGCAGACAGAGGGCUGCCCUCUGGAGGACAUGGAGGGCAAGGCAGCCCAAGACGAGGCCUCUCUAUCAGGCAGCAAGAUAGUGGAGGCGGUGGCAUCCUCGGAGUACAGUGACACCCUGCGAGCCGAGUCUCUCUCUGGGACUGAGGUAGAGAUAGAGCAGCACGGCUCCACAGAGAAAGUACCAAAAGAGAAACACCCAGUGGUCACUUUCUCCAGAACCUCAAACAGUCCCCCAGCACCAGUCACUCCAUAUGCUCCCCCACACAACUACCACCUCCACAACCACCACCACCACCACCUUAAACCCAGCAGCAAGUGCAAAGGCUCCUGCCCAGCCUCUUAUACCCGGUUCACCACCAUCCGGCGGCAUGAGAGGCAGCAGCAGGCCUCAGCCCAGCAGGACAAACUCUCCACUCAGGAGAAAAUAAAGAACUCCUCCUCUCUCCCCGCGAACCUCUUGCUCAUGGGCCCUGCACCAUUCAUGGUGAAGAGGUCUCUCCAGUCUCACCGGGCCAAAAAUUAUGUCUCAGCUACUAAGGUGAUGGCAGGUCAAAGGUCACAGACCCAUUCUAGUGAGCCCAGGCCCCUCAUCCCACAGCGUCUCUCUUCCUUGGAGGUGCUGGAGAGGCUUGGCACUGGGGAGGGUGCGCCGACCGGCAGUGACAACAACCUGACUAAUGGGGGAGGCAUGGACGCCAAUGGGAAUCUUCUGCAGCCGCUGGCAGCUCAUCGCAGAGAUUCAGACUCGUCCCAGGCUUUGACCCAAGGAGACCUUGGUGACGGCCAGGAUGAGGUGGUUAGGAGACGCCAUGGAGACAAAGAGAAAAUCCUCGAAGAGCAGCGGCGGUUGAAGAGGGAGCAGGAGGAGGCUGACACAGCAUCGAGGCGACACACAGGAAUCGUUCCCACCCACCACCAGUUCAUCACUAAUGAACGCUUCGGAGACCUGCUCAACAUCAACAUCAACGACACAGACAAGAGGAAAUCCGGAUCAGAGAGAACUCCAGCCCUGGCUCGGUUUGACUUCAGAGCAGAGACUCUAAAGGAGUUACCAUUUCAAAAGGGAGACAUUGUGUACAUCAUUCGACAGGUGGAUAAUAAUUGGUUCGAAGGGGAGCAUCAUGGCAGAGUCGGCAUCUUCCCACGGAGUUAUGUUGAGCUCCUUCCCCCCACGGAGAAGGCCCAGCCAAAGAAGAGUGCCCCAGUGCAGGUGCUGGAGUAUGGAGAGGCCAUAGCCCGUUUCAACUUCACAGGGGACACGGUGGUGGAGAUGUCAUUUAGAAAGGGAGAGAGGAUCAUCCUAAUUCGCAGGGUCGAUGAGAACUGGUACGAGGGCAAGGUCUCCGGUUCCAAUCGCCAGGGUAUCUUCCCCGUCACCUACAUAGAGGUGCACAAACGACCCAGAGUCAGGAAUGGAUUGGAUUAUCCAGACCCGCCCAUUGGCCAAUCACCUCACCGCAGCCUCAAUGCUUCCCCUCAGCUGGUGAAGAAUGAGAGUGACUACCAGGGUAGAACCUCCAGGAGCCCUGUCAUGUUGUUUGACAUCCACGACAACAACAUGAAUGCUAACUCAUUUGCGCAACCCCAGUCCCACAGCCCGGAGCCGAGUCGUCUCAGCUGUGGAAUUUUCCAGGCUUUGUACUGUUACGUGCCACAGAAUGAGGAUGAGCUGGAGCUGCAGGAGGGAGAUCUUGUCAGCGUAAUGGAGAAGUGUGACGAUGGCUGGUUUGUUGGUACCUCAAAGAGGACCAAACAGUUUGGCACGUUUCCAGGAAACUACGUGAAAGAGGUCAACUUGUAACCUGUCAACAGACAUUUAUAGUGUGAGGAGAACCCAGCUCUAACCCGUGGUUACCAUUCAAGUAUUUGGGAAGGCAUUACUAUUGCGCUUGAUUGUUUCAAUUAGGAUAGUCAUUCAGUCAGGUGAAUAUGUUUGUCUGGUGUAAGUGAUCAGUUUGGUGUGAGGUAUGUUGAUGUACAUGAGGCGAAGACAGGAGGAAGCUUUGCUGUUGACUCACUGCCCAAACGUCAGUGUGGUGUAUACGUACUCCAACCAUAUCCCACACAGUACAUGGGCUGAAUUUAUAAUAUCCUAUUCUGACAAUAGAUCUUUUAGUUUUAAAAAAUCCUCCCAAAAUGUCAGCACAUACAGACUACGUUAUAAAAUGAGUUUGCAAAACAUUAUGAACACCAGAUUUUUUCCAUGACAUAGACUGACCAGGUGAAUCCAGGUGAAAGCUAUGAUCCCUUAUUGAUGUUGUUAAAUCCACUUCACAUCAGUAUAGAUGAAGGGGAGGA